Chaetomium fimeti is the source of this 4001-nucleotide messenger RNA. RefSeq lists its product as uncharacterized. The record is from RefSeq and is a predicted model, not a curated record. Gene Ontology annotation, biological process: regulation of GTPase activity. The transcript is spliced from 7 exons. Gene Ontology annotation, molecular function: guanyl-nucleotide exchange factor activity. Gene Ontology annotation, cellular component: cytoplasm. NCBI's taxonomy places the organism in Eukaryota, Fungi, Ascomycota, Sordariomycetes, Sordariales, Chaetomiaceae. The coding region runs from base 298 to 3738 and encodes 1146 amino acids.
CCAUUCCCGGGGUCCUCCCUCCUUCCUGCCGACCACUUACUCGACAUUGGGGUACAUGAACCGCAUGGCAUCUCGGCCAAGUUCGAGCUUAGACCUGACCCGUUUCUGUUCCUUCCCUUCUCCCCACCUAGCCUCUCGUUGAACCCGGCACCAACACCGACUCCGAGGUGCGUGUUUGGGCUUGGUAUUAUUCUUUUCUAUCUACUAUGCUUUGAAUCGGGAGGCAGGUCCUGCUCGUUGCGUGUGUUACAGGAACGCACCCGAUUCUAGAUAUUCCAUAUCUGCUUCCAAUCGUCCAUGAUGCACUUCGUGAGUGUCGAUUCUGGAUCCCCCUUCUCAACCCUCGCUUUCUCCGGCUCCUCCACCGGUCCGCAGCAGCCCGAAGAUGCGAAGUCUCGGGCCCUGCAAGUAGGCGGUAGCGGCAUGGCGGACAAGGGGCCCGUUGAAGAUGGAUAUUGGCGAGAUGAUACCCUUGCAACGCGUCCUGAAGAGGAGGAGGAUACGGAGAAGGAGGAUACGGAGAAGGAGGAUACGGAGAAGGAGGAUACGGAGAAGGAGGAAUACUUCCUCUGCAACGAAACGCCAGCCGGCCAACUCCACUGUCAACCGAGGCCGCGUCCGGCCAAGCCCUUCCAAAAAUGGAUGAAGACGUUGCACAAACGCGUGUUGCGGCAGCAGGAAAUGUUGGGCUACGACGGCAGCCUCGCCCCCUGGCUUCGUGAGGCGUCGGACCGGGGGUCCACCCAUCACAGGCACUCGUCUUCCGACUCGUCCUUCGCCUUUGUUACAGCAGCAAAAAGCGCCAGCAUAUCCAUGACCGGCCUCAGCUUGCUGACGCGUUCACGGAAGACCACGAUCCGGUCAUCGCGAGCCCCGAGAACGGAGCGCAGUAGCACGGCUUCCGUCUCCGGGCAGCGGCUUUCCGAGGAGAGUUAUUUUCCCGAGGCCCAAGCACCCGUGGAUUCGGCCGUUAUCGAGCGUGCCUUGCAGAGGCGCCGUAUAUUAGAGGAGUUGAUAAGCACCGAGGAAGCCUACGUCGGCGACGUGCGCUUCUUGAUGAACGUCUACGUCACGAUCCUUGCUUCUUUGCCCACCACACCCCCAGGACUGCGCUCAUCUGUUAACCAAAAUUUGACCGACAUAGUAGAGCUUCACGAGGAACUUCUCAGAGAGUUACGUUGGGUCUUGCCGAAUUCAGAAUACACGCAACCAGGUCUUCCCAUCCAACAACAAACUGAGUCAAGCUCUUCAACUCGUGGCCACCGCCAUUGGAAGGGUCUGGAUGCUGUGCCGGAGGGGAAAGAUCGCGCUUCAUGGCUGAAGGAUGCUCCGGGGGCGGUGGCCGAGCCUCAAGCGGCAGCUGAGGUCGCAAAGAUCUUCUUGAAGAGGAUGAACCGCUUCUUCAUUUACGAAGAGUAUGGCGCAAAGUAUGAGUUGAUGACCAAAGAUGUUGCUGCGGCACAUCGCACAAUGCCGGGCUGGGCCUCGUAUCAAAAGGGGCUCGAGAUCCUAGCCGCGUCCCUGAGCUCCGCCGAGAGCCGCGACGGCCAUUCGAAGAAAGCUCUUACGAUAUGCGACCUGCUUGUCAAGCCAAUUCAACGCGUGUGCAAAUAUCCGCUGCUCUUCUUGGAGUUGUUGAAGCACACCCCUGUGAUUGACUGCCCCUAUUCGCACAUGGAGGUUGAAAGCACGCUCGCCAGGCUUCGUGAAGCCACUACCGAGAUCAACCGAGCCACGAACGAUUCUCGCACCAAGUUGGCCCUUGAGAAGACGUGGAUUCUUCAAGACCGACUUGCCUUUCCAGACCGGCAGCUGGACGCGGCCUCAAGGAACCGCAUCCGGUCGUUUGGCCAUCUGCGACUUUGCGGCGCCCUCCACGUCUGCUGGCAGACCAAGGACGGCGCCAGUGGGCAGUACAUGGUCGCCCUCUUGUACCGUGAUUGGCUUUGCCUCGCGACGGUUGGCAGGAUCGAUCAUGUCUACACAAUCCAAGCCUGUAUCCCGUUAGUCAACCUCAGAGUAGAAGAAGCUGAUAAUGGCCGAGGGCUCCAAUGCCACUCGGUGUUACAUUCUUGGAAGAUUGUAUUCUUAUCCAACUACCAACUGUACGAGCUGAUCUUGACUGCAUGCUCCCCAAAGGAGGAGUUGGAGUGGCGAGCGCGACUGAGCAGCAGCCAAGCAGCGAGUUCUGAAGACCAGGACAAGGAGCAACCGGACAUUUUUAGUUUUCUCACGCUAAAUAUCAAGUCUCUAGGGGCUGUCUUUAGACAACCAGGAACCAUUGCUAGAAGAAUAUCCAUACACCGAGCAAGCACCAUCAGUCCCAAAACCCCCCUCUAUCAAGUCAUUCUCCGAGACACCAGCGCCACGAGGGAGAAUCCGACGGACUCUGACAGCAACACACCAAUCAACCGGUCGCAGUCGCUCCUCACCACAAACAGCCGCGUCCCGGUGUUAGCGCCGGCCCGGGCCGAGCGGGCGCGGCUCGAGGCCUUGCUCUCGGACGUGUGGACCCGCGACGUUCUGCCCUUCCCCGGGAUGACGGCCCGCUCCAGGAGCGAGCACCUAGUCCGGGCCUCGGCGUCGUCCAUGAUGCGCAAACUGAGCGCUGUCAGCAUCACCGGCAGCUUCAGCCGGCGCUCGGCCAGCUUUGCGAGCCUGCACAACCAGAACCAGAACCAGCCACAGAAGGAGAAGAGUGGCACUCCCGCCGCCGCGGCUACCGCCGAGAGCGCGCACUGCCCUGCGAAAAGGGGAAAGGCAAAGGCCCCUACAGGCGCGGGAGACCCCACAAACCCCCCACCGGCGGGACGGCCGCGCACCGAAACCAUCAUCACCACCACCGCCCCCGCUACAUCAACAUCCGAGCCAGGCCCGCCCGGCACCCUUAACGGCGAUGCUGAUUGCGACGUCGACGCCGAGGGGCUGGAGAUGAUCCGCUGCCGCCGCCGUCGCGCAGCCGCCACCGCAGCCGCAGCCGCAGCCACAACCACAGGCACAACCACAGGCACAACCAUAGCCGCAACCACAGCCCCGCAACAACAACCGCGGCGCGCCUUGGCGCCGGACGAGCCGGGCUGGCGCGGGGAGGAGGAAGGGAAGGCGGAAGCGGAGGGGAAGGCGGAGCGACAGGGCCAGGCCCAGGCCCAGGCGCCGGGCGAGCGGCCGAGCCUGCAGCGCUCGUACCUGGGCGAGAUGUCGGCUUCGGGGUUGUUGGGGCUGGGCCCGUCUGGGAAGCCUCAGGGGGGUGCUAAUGGGGGCAGUGGUGGUGGUAGUGGUGGUGGUGGUGCUGGUGCUGGUGGGAGGGUUCUGGGGCGGGAGCCGCCGCCGGUGCCGCCGCUGGUACCGCUGCCGCUGCCGGUGUCAGAGGGGUGUGCUAACGGGAGUGGCGGUGGUGGUGGUGGUGGUGGUGGUGGUGGGAGGGUUCUGGGACGGGAGCCGCCGCCGGUGCCGCCGCUGGUACCGCUGCCGCUGCCGGUGUCAGAGGGGUGUGCUAACGGGAGUGGUGGUGGUGGUGGUGGUGGUGGUGGGAGAGUUCUGGGACGGGAGCCGCCGCCGGUGCCGCCGCCGGGGUCGCUGCCGCUGCCGGUGUCAGAGGGGAGUGGGAAGGGCAAGGCCGCGUCUCCGAGGUCGAGGUCGUUGAGGUUUUCGGGGAAGAAAUUGGCUCAGGCUGGUGUGCGACGGCGAGAGGCUGUGGCGGAGGGGUUUCGGAGCUUGUUUCGCCAGGGGGGGUGUUGAAUUACUACUGUGUAUGUUUUUGGGGUGGGUUGGGGAGUUAGGGGAUGGGGUGUGGUGUCGGGACUCGGGUGGUUUGCAUUGUUGGAAUUGUAUUGUUUUUCACGUCUGGAACUUGGGGGUGACUUUCACGGUUGGAACUCGGAUGGUUGCGUGGUGAAGACUUCGGGUGGCUUUCACAAUUGGGACUGGGGUGGUUUGGGUGAAAAGUAAAGGAUAGGUCAGCUUUUGAUACCCCUCUCUAUCACUCUCCUUCUUUCCUUCAU